Gadus chalcogrammus (walleye pollock) is the source of this 4244-nucleotide messenger RNA. Its product is annotated as integrin alpha-5-like. Gene Ontology annotation, molecular function: integrin binding. Gene Ontology annotation, biological process: angiogenesis; cell adhesion mediated by integrin; cell-cell adhesion. Lineage: Eukaryota; Metazoa; Chordata; Actinopteri; Gadiformes; Gadidae. Bases 576 to 3740 code for a protein of 1054 amino acids. Gene Ontology annotation, cellular component: external side of plasma membrane; integrin complex. The transcript has 30 exons. The record is from RefSeq and is a predicted model, not a curated record.
AGGAGGUGACUGGAGAGGAGUAGCGGAGUAGGGGACUGCUGAGAUGAGUUUUUAAAGACAGUUGAAAGACUCACAGAUCCAGAUCUGAUUUGUUUAUUUUUUAUUUGGGGGGAAUGAUAUAGGGGGGGAAUGAUCCAGAUGUUUCCUGGAAAUAAAAGACCAACGUGUUUGAGGGGUAUUUCUGUCGUCUCCUCUUCCCUUCGUUUGCCUUUACAAGAUCAGAUACAUCUCAAUGUUUUAAUAUCUCAAGCUCCACCCAAAGGGAUCUCCAAAGUCUCCACACGCCCCCUCUCCUUUCCCUCUCCUUCCCAGUAGCCCCGUGUGUAUAUGCGUGCGUGCGUGCGCGUGUGUGCGUGUGUCUGUUUGCGUCUCACUCCUACCAACUCUUUCACCCUGCCUUAUCCUGAACAUCAGCUCUGGACCAGGAGCGCUACUACUGCUGGAACCCGAGUGAAAGAAAGGCUGUCGUGGUCUCCAUAAGCUCCGUGCCUACAGUCGAACCCUCAAGCCACCGCUCGGAUGCUGCCUGGCUCUGCGUCCCGGCUACUCAAUGAGAGAAAAGACGCACAAGAGAGAUGGGAACUGGACAGCGACUCGCUAAAGUUCCGUGUGUUUACUCUCCGCGGGGAAUAUCUCACAGCCUUUCCGUCGUGCUUUUCGUGGUGAUUUUGGCGCAGCUGUGCGCCGCUUUUAACCUCGACAUUGAGACGCGCCUUACCUUCACCGGACCCGCGGGAAGUUAUUUCGGCUAUUCUGUGGACUUCUUUAGUAAUCCAGCCAGUGUUCUGAUUGGUGCGCCCAAAGCCAACACCAGCCAGCCAAACGUCACCGAGGGAGGUGCCGUCUACCUGUGCCCUUGGAGCCAGGGGAAUUGCACCAUCGUCCACUUUGAUGAACAAGGUGACCGCUCCUUUGAGAUGAACGAGGUCGACACGCAGGUUGAGUUCAAGUCCCACCAGUGGUUCGGGGCCGUGGUGCGCUCCCACCACAACACUGUACUGGCCUGUGCUCCCCGGUACUACUGGAGAACGGAGCACGACACGCCCUUCUCCGACGCCACCGGCACCUGCUACCUCUCAGUGGACGGCCUCAGGACCUUUGUAGAGUAUGCCCCCUGUCGGACAGAGCGCCACGGGCCUGCAGGCCAGGGCUACUGCCAGGGGGGAUUCAGCGCAGACUUCACCAAGGAAGGAAAGGUUUUGCUUGGAGGGCCAGGAAGUUUUUAUUGGCAAGGUCAGGUGAUCUCAGCCACCCCAGAAGACAUCGUCAAGGCCUACUACCCGUCCUACUUCCUGCUGUCUGUCGCCGGGCAGAUUCAGACCAGACAGGCCCAGGGCUGUUACGACGACAGUUACCAGGGUUACUCUGUGUCGGCUGGAGAGUUCAGUGGGGACAAUGUCGAAGAUAUUGUAGCGGGAGUCCCUAAAGGACUAAUGCUGUAUGGCUUGGUGUCCAUCCUGGACGGGCGGAGCCUGACCUCGGUGCUCAACCUGACAGGAGAGCAGAUGGGCUCCUACUUCGGCUACGCUGUGGCCGUGACCGACAUCAACAGUGACGGCCUGGACGACCUGGUGGUUGGGGCCCCUAUGUUCAUGCGGAGGGAGCCAGAUGGCCGUCUGCAGGAGCUGGGCCGCGUCUAUGUUUACCUUCAGAGGGCCCCCCUGCUGCUGGAGACCAGUCUACCCCCUCUGAGUGGCCCCGGGCCCUUCAGCCGCUUCGGGAGCUCUCUGGCCCCCCUUGGGGACCUCGACCAAGAUGGCUUCAACGACAUGGCGGUGGGCUGUCCCUACGGAGGAGAAGACCAGCAGGGAUUGGUCCUUAUUUACAACGGAUACCAAGGGGGCCUCAGAGACACGCCCACUCAGACGCUCUCUGGAAAAUGGGCUUCCACUUCUUCUUCUUUCCCCGCCAGCUUCGGCUACGCCAUCCGUGGCAACGCAGACCUUGACCAAAAUGGCUACCCAGAUUUCAUCGUGGGUGCCUUUGGGGCGGACAAGGCAGUGCUGUACAGGGCCCGGCCAAUAGUAAACACCAGUGCAUCCCUCACAGUUCUUCCCCACAUGUUCAACCCAGAGGAGAAGACCUGCCAGGUGUCUGAUGGAAACCAGACCAUCGCCACAUCCUGCAUUGAGCUCAACUUUUGUCUGGUAGCUGAUGGGAAACACCUUCCCUCUAAUAUAGGCUUUGUGCUUGAGCUGCAGCUGGACAGUGCUACAGGGGCCCAGAAGGUGAGCAGAGCUCUGUUCCUGGACAGCCAGCAGCCGGCCCUGCGGCUGCGCCUCAGCCUGGACCCCGGGGCCAACAUGAGUCUCAGCCGCAAGAUCUACCUCCGGAGUGAGGAGGACUUCCGGGACAAACUGUCUCCCAUCGUGGUGAGUUUGAACUUCAGCCUGGACCCCCGCAGCCCGCCGGACAACCACGGCCUGCGCCCCGUCCUCAGCCACGGCACCCGGCAGCUCCUCCAGCACAAGGCCCAUAUACAGUUGGACUGUGGGGAGGACAACAUCUGUGUCCCUGACCUCAAGCUGGCCGUAUACGGCGACCGGGAGGCGGUGUGCCUGGGCGACGAGAACCCGCUGGCCCUCACCUUCAAUGCCCGCAACCAGGGCGAGGGCGGGGCCUACGAGGCGGAGCUGCACGUGGCGCUGCCCCCGGAGGCCGACUACAGUGGCAUCGCCCGCGGCAACGCGAGCCUGAGCCAGCUGCCCUGCAGCUACGAGGCAGAGAACCUCACACGCUACCUGCUCUGUGACCUGGGCAACCCCAUGAAGGCUGGUGCCAGUAUAUGGGCGGGGCUCCGCUUCACCCUGCCACGACUCAAAGACACUCACCAGAUGGUCCAGUUUGAGCUCCAGAUACGCAGCAAGAACGAGAUCAACUCCCAGAGUGACGUAGUGACCUUUAGCCUGGAGGUGGCUGUGGUGGCAGGUGUCAUCCUACAGGGUGUGAGCCGCCCAGAGAAGCUCCUCUUCCCUCCCCCUGAUUGGAGGGCCAGUCAAAGUCUGCGUGAGGAGAAGGACGUUGGGCCAGAGAUCCAGCACGUCUACGAGUUGGUGAACAACGGGCCCAGCAGCAUCAGCCAGACCAGCCUGGAGGUGAGCUGUCCGCUGAGGGCCCAGGGCCACGGGCUGCUGUACCCCCUGGAGCUGCAGGCCGAGGGCCCGAUCCGCUGCUCCUCCAACCAGACCCUCAACGCACUAAAGCUUAAGGUCCUACCUCGGAGGACCGAGAACCCCGGCCUGCUCAGCCCCCUCCCAAAGCACUGGGUCCAGAGGAGAGACCUCCACAGAGACCCUCUGGCCGGCCUGAGCAACCUGUCGUGUGGGGCGGUGGAGUGCUGGCGGCUGCGCUGCAGUGUGGGGCUGCUGGAGAGGGGAGCCAGCGCCAUCGUUAGCGUUCGAUCCCGCCUCUGGGCUGAAACCUUCGCCGAGCGGGCUUACAAGCAGUUCUUUCUGGAGUGUACUGUUGAGUACAGGGUGGAGAAGAUGCCAUAUUCAAUCACUCCUAAAUCCAAACCCUCAGGAUACAAAAAGGUGAUGAACACUGUGGUCUGGAACAAACCGGCGCACCAGUACCUGGUCCCGGUCUGGAUCAUCAUCCUGGCCAUCCUGGCCGGCCUGCUGCUCCUGGCUCUGCUCAUCUACCUGCUGUACAAGAUGGGCUUCUUCAAGCGCUCAGACCCUUACGGCACCACCAUGGAGAAGGCGCAGCUCCGACCGCAGGCCUCUUCAGAGGCCUAGGGUUCAACCCCACCUAUGAACCCCAACCCAACACAUGAAGCGCUUCAGCCACUGUUUAAAAGAACUGGAAAGACCUAUAAUUUCCGGGCGUUUGCAUUUGAUGGAAACAAAAUACAGGCAACCCCAUUUUAUGAAGGGACUAUUAUUGGAACGGCUACCACUGGAAUAUUUGAUAUGUAGCACUGCAAUACAAUGGCCACAGAAUCGCAUUCCGAGGUUGUUCAGAUACAGGUAAAGUCCAGGUUAAUCUCUGUUCAUUUGUCCAGUCAGGUUUGGAAUCACAGCUAAAAUGUCUGAUUCAUUUAUCUUUGUUUUAUCUAUACAUCUCACAGUAUGUACGCAACAUUUGCAUUUGUUGGUUGUUAAAUGCUGUACUCAAAUGCCCAAGCAGGAAUGCUGAAGAAAUAACUUUUAUUUAAUUGGAAUUCAUCCCUCUCCCAUAUUGGGAGCUGUUUGUGUGUGUGUGUGUGUGUGUGUGUGUGUGUGUGUGUGUGUGUGUGUGUG